This is a messenger RNA of Harpegnathos saltator (Jerdon's jumping ant), 1109 nucleotides long. RefSeq names its product late histone H2B.L4. Lineage: Eukaryota; Metazoa; Arthropoda; Insecta; Hymenoptera; Formicidae. The record is from RefSeq and is a predicted model, not a curated record. Gene Ontology annotation, cellular component: nucleosome. Bases 153 to 542 code for a protein of 129 amino acids. The transcript has a single exon. Gene Ontology annotation, molecular function: protein heterodimerization activity; DNA binding; structural constituent of chromatin.
UCAUGCGUCCUCAACAUAUGUCAUUAGGACAAAGGAUAUGCGCGAUCGCAGUUACAUAGUCCACAUUUAAUACUGUGCUGAUAGGAGCAAAAUAUAAAAGAGAACGCAAUAAAAGACGGAAUAAAGGAAGUGUGAUACCGAUCAUCGAAAUCAUGGUAUCCGAUGGGAAGACGAUGACGUCGGGAAAAUCACCCAGAAAGGCGUUGAUCAAGAUGAACCUGAAGAAAACGAAAGGCCAGAAAACGAAGAGGAAGAAGGAGUCCUUCAAUAGAUACGUACACAAAGUAUUAAAACAGAUACACCCUGAUUUAAAAAUCUCCACAAAGUCCAUGGUAAUUAUGGAAAACUUCAUGAUGGACAUGUUCGAACAAAUCUGUUGUGAGGCGUCGCUUCUGACGCAACGUGUGAAGAAAUCCACGCUUACCUCUCGGGAAAUACAGACAGCAGUGAGGAUAAUUCUGCCCGGGGAACUGGCCAAGCACGCGAUGAGCGAAGGGACGAAGGCCGUCGCCAAAUUCAACGCGAGUAAAUUAACCGAUUGACUGGACAACGACUACAUAAUAACUCGACGCGCAUCGCCUUUGAUCUGCAUAAAGUGUAUAAUAUGCGUAAUUUCAUAGUUUUCGUGUAGAAAUGAUAGCUAACGAGAUUAUUAUCACGUUAUGUGUUACUUCGUUGUGUUACUUGAAUCGAUAAUAUAUUAUUACCAUAUUAUUGAUAUAAUAUUUGUAUUAUUGAUAUAAUAUCGUAUGAUACUGAUAUAGAACUAUUGUUAUCAUAGUGACCGAUGAUUUAGAAAAAUAUUAAUGUUGAAUAAAAGUUAUUAUAUUUUUCGACCGGUCGCCGAAUUAUCUCGGUCGUUCAUUUUCACAUGCGUUUCUCGUUUCAGUAACAUUUUUUUCCCCACAAUAAAGUUUCAAAGUUCUCUAUUGCAAUGUCCAAUUGGUAUUGUAUUAUUGUUAAUAGUGGUCGAUGAUUUAGGAAAAUAUUAACGUUAAAUAAAAGUUAUACUUCUCGACCGGUCGCCGAAUUCUCGGUCGUUCAUUUUUGUAUCGUAUAUUUUUCGUUUCUAUAACCUUUUCGUCUCUAUAAUAAAGCUGCAAAACCUC